AUGGAAUCAUCUGCAUCAAUUAAACGUCAAAUAGAAGUCAUUUACGAACUGAGGGAAGUCAAUGAUAACAAUGAAUUAGAAGAAGAAGAAACAUAUAAAGAAAAAAUUAGAUUAAUUAAUCAACAAAUUAAAAGACUGCUAAAACAAAAAGAACAACUAACAAAUGAAUUUAAACAUUCACAAUAUGUAGGGUACCGAUGUGAACUUAAUAUACGUGAUAAUUUAAACAGCUUGUAUAGACAGUUAGAAAAUAUAGAAUAA
Messenger RNA from Macrosiphum euphorbiae (potato aphid), 261 nucleotides. NCBI's taxonomy places the organism in Eukaryota, Metazoa, Arthropoda, Insecta, Hemiptera, Aphididae. The record is from the annotation of a GenBank genome assembly.